Molecule: messenger RNA, 3672 nt
Organism: Drosophila serrata
Lineage: Eukaryota; Metazoa; Arthropoda; Insecta; Diptera; Drosophilidae
Gene: Ranbp16
Product: Ran-binding protein 16
Biological process (GO): protein export from nucleus
Cellular component (GO): nuclear pore; cytoplasm
Molecular function (GO): small GTPase binding; nuclear export signal receptor activity
Source: RefSeq, a predicted model, not a curated record
UCGCUGGGAAUUUUAAAGUCUUAUGUUUUGGUCACACUUGUCGUUUGUUUUAAGAACAAUUUGGUGUUUUGUUUUCAUUAUUAACCCGAUAUUAAUGAAAACGGUUUAAAACUAAAGAAGUUGAUUGCUUGAUGGUUUGUUGUAAACCAUUACUUUCAAUAACUCAUUUAUUGGUGGAGCCGCUCCACAUUGCGUAGCGUUAGUAAGGAAUAUACAUACUCUCAACGUGAUGGACAUACAGCAACUCGAGGUGCUCUGCAAGCAACUAUACGAAGCCACGGAUGUUGGUAUUCGUGCCGAAGCGGAAAAGGCCUUGGGUACCUUUGUGACCAGCCAGGACGCCUUGCCCAAAUGUCAGCUCCUCUUGGACAGAGCGGACUCCAGCUAUGCCCAGCUGCUGGCCGCGUCCACGCUCACAAAGCUCAUACAGGGACUGAGUCUGGAACAACGAAUCGACAUCCGAAGCUAUGCCCUGAACUACUUGGCCACCAGGCCCAACUUGCAGCACUUCGUCAUUCAGGCAUUGGUUACUCUCCUGGCGAAAAUAACCAAAUUUGGAUGGUUUGAUAGCUUCAAGGGGGAAAUGGUAUUUCAAAACUUACUGGAGGAUGUGAAAAAGUUCUUACAGGGCUCUGUCGAGCAUUGCACAAUCGGUGUCCAAAUCCUAUCACAAUUGGUAUGCGAAAUGAAUUCCAUUGUGGAGAUAGAUGUGCACUUGUCUUUUUCAAAAAAUAGAAAAAUCGCAACAUCGUAUCGCGACCAACAGCUCUACGAUACGUUCUUGUUAUCCUGCUCGCUGUUGGUCACUGCUCGUGACAAUAGCAAGACCCUCAAUUAUAUGGAUGAAUCGCAGCAAGCGCUAAUAUCCCAUGUCUUACGACUUACGAAAAAUUGCCUAAGCUUUGACUUUAUUGGCAGUUCGACUGAUGAGUCGGCCGAUGAUAUGAAUAAUGUUCAAAUACCCACAGCUUGGCGUCCUGCAUUUCUAGAUUCAAACACACUUAAACUGUUUUUUGAUUUAUAUCAGAUUUUGCCAAAUGGUUUAGCUAGCUAUUCCAUAUCGUGUUUGGUUCAAAUGACAUCUGUGCGUCGAUCUCUUUUUAGCAAUUCCGAAAGAACGAAAUUUUUAACACAUUUGGUUGAGGGCGUCAAAGAUAUUCUGACAAACUUGCACGGCCUAAGUGAUCCAGAUAACUAUCACGAAUUCUGCCGAUUACUGGCGCGCCUUAAAUCCAAUUAUCAACUGGGUGAACUUAUAGCGGUUCCUUGUUAUCCAGAAGCUAUUGAACUAAUAGCCAAGUUUACGGUUCAAUCGCUGCAUUUGUGGCUUUUUGCACCGAAUAGUGUACAUUACCUACUUACGCUUUGGCAACGCAUGGUGGCUUCAGUUCCCUAUGUGAAAUCUCCAGAUCCGCAUUUGCUGGGCUCCUACACACCGGAGGUGAUAAAGGCGUACAUUGAGUCCCGCAUAGAUGCCGUUCCGAUGAUAGUUCGGGAUAAUCUGGAGGAUCCGCUGGACGAUUUAUGCAUGGUGCAGCAGCAGCUUGAGCAGCUGUCGGUAAUCGAAAGGUGCGAGUACAACAAGACGUGUGGCCUCCUUGUCCAGCAUUUUGAUCAGAAGGCCCGUGAAUACGAGAACCUGGUACAAAUGCCCAAUGCCAAUCCUAUUGACAUCACCGUGCAUGAGCUGCAGUUAACGUGGCUGGUGUACAUCAUCGGUUCGGCGAUAGUCGGUCGUCUUUCUGUGACGACAAGCGAUGAGCACGAUUCGAUGGACGCAGAGCUAGUGAUAAGAGUAUUACAAUUGAUGAGUCUGACUGAUGCCCGUCUACCGCAGGCUGGCUGCGAGAAGCUCGAGCUGGCCAUACUCAGCUUUUUAGAUCAGGUCCGGAAAAUGCAUAGCAGUGAGCAGACGCAAAAGGCGAAUGUCUACAAGAGACUGAGCGAGGUCUUUGGAGUUAGCGACGAGCAAAUGCUAUUAAGUUUUAUAAAUCGUAAAAUCAUUACCAAUUUAAAGUACUGGGGACGCUCGGAACCAAUUAUAACCAAGACUCUGAUGCUACUCUCCGAUCUCUCUGUACACUUCAAUUCCGUGCGCAAGCUGGCACGCCUCGAGGAAGUGCAGUUUAUGCUAACGCAUCACACCAGUGAACACUUUCCAUUCCUGGGAACGAACUCCUCGCUGAGUGAAAUGCGGUGUCGCACGAUGUUCUACACAUCCCUGGGACGAUUGUUAAUGUUUGAUUUAGGGGAGGACGAGGAGAGGUUCUAUAAUUUUUUGGCGCCACUGACAAAUCAAUUCGAAUCUCUCAGAACUGUGCUAAUGGGCACCAAUAGCUUCCCUAAUGAUGAGGCUAAAAAGGCCAUCAUUGGCCUGGCUCGAGACCUUCGUGGCUUGGCGCUGCCGCUCAACGCUCGUAUUCAGUACACCAUGUUAUUCGAAUGGCUGUACUAUGCUGACUAUUUACCAAUAUUACUGCGGGCAGUGGAACUGUGGGCCCAUGAUCCCGCCGUAACAACGCCAGUAUUAAAACUAUUUGCUGAGCUGGUACAUUGUCGCACACAGAGGCUGGCGGGCAAUGUAUCUAGUCCCAUGGGUAUUCUACUAUUUCGGGAGGCUUCCAAACUUAUCUGCAUAUACGGCAAUCGGAUUCUGCACCUGGAUGUGCCCCGCGAUCGCCUUUAUCCAAUGAAACUUAAGGGCAUUGCCAUAUGCUUCUUGAUUUUAAAAAACUCCCUCGGCGGCAACUAUGUGAAUUGUGGAGUCUUUAAACUCUAUGGAGAUGAUACAUUGGACAAUGUCCUUAAUAUAAUAGCCAAGCUAAUACUCUCUAUUCAGCAAAACGAUUUAAUUGAAUAUCCAAAACUGUCGACGGCGUAUUACAAUUUAUUGAAUUGCCUCUCGCAAGAUCAUGUCACAUACCUCGCAGCCCUGGAGCCCUCUGCCUUUGUGUACAUCUUGAAGAGUCUAACAAAGGGUCUGGCAGCGUUGGAUUCAGCCAUUUAUAUAAGUUGCUGCACAAUUUUGGAUAGUAUCGUUUCAUACAUCUUUAAGCAGCUUCAACUGAAAGUUUCCACUUUUCCAAACAAAAAGCUGCGGAGCUUAACGCAAGAAAAUGCCCAGUUCCUGAAGGUUGUUGAGAUUAAUUCAGAUUUGCUACAGAGCAUGAUGUCGUCAUUAUUAAACAACGUUUUGGCAGAGGAUUGUCGAAAUCAAUGGUCCAUGUCGCGUCCUUUGCUGGUGCUAAUUUUACUUUACGAAGACUACUAUCGUUCACUUAAGGAGAGGAUUAUCUGCGGCCAGCCUUUGGAGAAGCAACAGACCAUGGCGCAGUGGUUUGAUGAUCUUAUGUUUGGAAUUGAGCGAAAUGUGUCCAGUAAAAAUAAGGAAAAGUUCACGCAAAACUUGUCGACAUUCCGACGCGAUGUUGUUAAUUUGCCAAAAUCGAUAGCUUAUCUGUCAGAAAAUUCCUAUCAGGCGUACACUGAAACAAACUACUCAAUUUCGGUUUAAUAACAAUCAAUGAAAUGAAAUCCAUCAAAGAAUUGAUUGGUUAAGAUGUGACAGAAACCAACUCCUUCCCCCCUUCCAUGAUUAUAGUUUUCCGGAGAGAGAGAACGUUUACAUUUUCAGUUUUUAUGUAUAAAAUAUAAAAAGAAAACAAAAAAAAA